Dermacentor albipictus is the source of this 1473-nucleotide messenger RNA. Its product is annotated as alpha-tocopherol transfer protein-like. NCBI's taxonomy places the organism in Eukaryota, Metazoa, Arthropoda, Arachnida, Ixodida, Ixodidae. The record is from RefSeq and is a predicted model, not a curated record. Gene Ontology annotation, molecular function: phosphatidylinositol bisphosphate binding. Gene Ontology annotation, cellular component: membrane.
CACUUCACUCCCCGGAUUUAAAUGCUUCAACGGUUUUUUCCACGCAGUAGCGAAGGGGCGGUGCGCGACGCCGGACAGCCGCAGAUUUUCUCGGACCUUCAACUAAACCGCGCCGACGGGUCCAGCGGGUGCCCAGACGCUAUGACCUGCUCGGGGGAGACGUGCUACCUACGCCGGAAUGAUGUUUUCCGGAAACGGGACGUGCCAGCCCACACUCUACGUUGGUGAACAGGUCGCAGUUGUGUGGAUUGUGUCCCGUUACAACGGCACAGUCUUCACGAGUGCUGUGCAACAAGACAUUUCCAGCCUAGCGCCGUGCCUGACGUCUAUUGUUGACUGCUCAAGGAACUAGCUGACAUAAUGACGAAGACAGAGAGCGACCUGCUGGACCCGCCGUCGACGACGGCGUCUGACGACGACGAGAUCGAGUACCCGAGUUGUGGCCCGCUCAAAGUGAGCCUCUGGCAGCUCGCCGAGCAAGAGCUGCGAGAGACGCCAGCUCGCCGACAGAGGGACCUGCAGAUCAUCAGGGACAUGAUACGAUGCGACCGGGACCUCGACUGCCGCAUGGACGACGCCUUCCUGGUGCGGUUCUUGCGCUGCCGCAAGUUCGACAGCAGCCGGGCGUACAAGGUGCUGCGCCAGUACUACCGGCUGCGCCAGAACAACAUGCAGCUGUUCCGCGACUUCUACCCCACAUACCUGCGCGCCACUUUCGAGCGGAACCUGCAGACGGUGCUGCCCGACCGCGACCCCAACGGAUGCGCGGUGUUCAUCUUCAAGGGCGGUCAAUGGGAUCCGUAUGGGUGCAGUUCUGAGGACAUCUUCCGGGCCAACGUUCUCUGCCUAGAGCAGGCCAUUAUGGACCCUGUGACACAGGUGACGGGGCUUGUGGCAGUCAUGGACAUGAAGGGAUUCGGCUUCACACAUCUCCGCUUCUGUCCUCCCAGCAACCUGCAGAAGGUUGUCUCCCUCAUACAGGACUGCUUCCCUGCUAGGUUCAAAGCAAUCCACAUCAUCAAUGAACCAGCUAUAUUCGGAAUGCUGUUCAGCAUUGUGAAGCGAUUCCUGAAUGACAAGCUCCAACAAAGGAUACACUUUCAUGGAUGUAAUAUAGCAUCCUUGCACAAGUUUGUACCCCCCGAGAUAUUACCUGAGGAGUAUGGCGGCUUCAACGGCCCCAUGGAUAACUCUGAGUUUGUGGCCCGCAUGUACAGGAAUGACGACAUCUUCAAGAAGGAUGCUGAAUAUGGCUUCAAGAUCAGGAUCAAAGGAUGACUCUCACUGCGUGUUAGCCAGUGUACUUGCCCUACAAUGUAGGCUGGCACUGCUGCUUUUUAGUUAUGACAGUGUUCUUCAGUUGUGAUGACAGGUUGUCCAAGUAUUUAUUUGAUGUGUGUGAUGAGCUGGCUUCCUUUGUACAAAUCAGUCAGUGAAAUAAAUGUGACCCUCAGCAGUUGUGCAAAGCCUGAA